AUGGAAGCCAAUAUAUCUUCGGAUCAGAAGGAGCGCCAGUCUGAAGGCUUACAUCCCGAAAUAGAACCCUCAGACCUUGACCAUGAGGUCGUGGUAGUCGACGACGAUGGCACCGCUGUGAACGCAUCCGGUUGGAAGGACCAGCUAGACCGGCAAUAUGGACUACUUAGUCUAUGCGGUAUUGCUUUGACAGUGGAUAAUGCGUGGGUUGCCUUGGGCAGUUCCAUAUCAGUCUCCAUCGCAAAUGGCGGACCUCCUGGCCUUAUUUUCAGCCUUAUCGUCGCCGGUGCAUAUUACUCGUUCAUUGGUCUUAACUUAGCAGAGUUUGCGUCGGCCAUCCCCUCCGCAGGCGGCGUCUACCACUGGGCCACAGUCACAGGCGGACCACGCUGGGGCAGAAUUUUGGGGUUCUACGCAGGCUGGAUCAAUUUCUUCGGGUGGAUGUUCGACCUUGCAUCCCUGGUGCAAAUCACCGCAAACAUCACCAUCCAGAUGUACGCCACCUACCACCCGGACUACAUCCAGCAGCCGUGGCAUACCUACAUCACCUAUCUAUUAGUCCUCUGGAUAAGUACAUUUAUUGUCAUCUUUGCGAAUAGGCUAUUACCCUACUCGCAAUACGCGGGCAUGUUCUUCGUCAUUGUCGGGGGAGUGGUGACUAUUAUCGUACUAGCUGCUAUGCCCAAGACUCACGCUACCUCACAUUUUGUCUGGGGUUCCUUUGGCGAGAACAACCUAACAGGAUGGACGGGAGGUGUUGCGUUUCUCUGCGGAGUACUCAACGGAGCUUUCACUAUUGGGACACCUGAUGCUAUCACUCAUAUGGCUGAGGAACUUCCUCGUCCUAAGAAAGAUUUACCGAAGGCUAUUGGACUGCAGAUUGGCUUGGGUUUUCUUUACGCAUUCUGCUUUGCGAUUGCUCUCUGCUACUCGAUUACUGACCUGGAUGCCCUUCUAUCAGGAGUCAACAGUUAUCCUCUGGCUACCAUCUACGCGCAGGCUACUGGAAACAAUUCCGGAGCUACCUUUGGCCUGCUGUUUAUCAUGUUUUGUUCGUCGGUCCUGUGUACCAUCGGCACUGUACUAACCAACUCGCGCAUAUACUGGUCCCUUGCACGCGACAACGCCGUUCCACUAUCCUCUCUAUUUGGCAAGGUCAAUGAAAGGCUCAGCUGCCCUAUCUACGCAACCCUGCUAUGCGUAAUCUUUGCAACCGGCCUCGGUGCAAUCCCCCUCGGCAGCAGCACCGCCUUCAUCGAUCUAACGGGCUCCUUCAUCAUUCUCACCACAGUAUCCUACGCAAUUCCCAUCGUCGCAAAUAUGUUGACGGGUCAGAAAUAUCUUCCCAAAGGACCGUUUCAACUUGGCGGGGGCGCUACGAGUUUAUUUGUGAGAUGGGGAGCUGUUGUGUUGAUCAUGUUUUUUAACGUUUUCUAUUGUUUCCCAUAUUCAAUCCCUACUACCAGCGCCGCUAUGAAUUACAAUAGUGUGAUUCUGGUAGGCGUUGUAGCAUUGACGAGUAUUUGGUGGUUGGUCCAUGGGAUCAGGAAUUAUGCUGGGCCACGGUUGACUCAUUUGUAUAUACAUGAGGGGAUUGAGCAGGUUAGUCAAGUAGCUGCAAUGCCUGUGCAGUCGAAAUCGGAAGAGAAGACUGUUUCCAGCGAGUCAUAA
Messenger RNA from Talaromyces marneffei, 1671 nucleotides. RefSeq lists its product as uncharacterized. Bases 1 to 1671 code for a protein of 556 amino acids. NCBI's taxonomy places the organism in Eukaryota, Fungi, Ascomycota, Eurotiomycetes, Eurotiales, Trichocomaceae. The record is from RefSeq and is a predicted model, not a curated record. Gene Ontology annotation, biological process: transmembrane transport. The transcript is spliced from 7 exons. Gene Ontology annotation, cellular component: membrane. Gene Ontology annotation, molecular function: transmembrane transporter activity.